Messenger RNA from Struthio camelus australis, 4565 nucleotides. The record is from RefSeq and is a predicted model, not a curated record. NCBI's taxonomy places the organism in Eukaryota, Metazoa, Chordata, Aves, Struthioniformes, Struthionidae.
ACUGAAUUUAGAAAGUUACGAAAAAUCACAUCAUAUAAAGCAGCCAGAAACAGUGCAGUUAAUAGCAUAGUCAUAUGAACAGGCCCUGAAGUCUUGUUUAGGUAUGAAUAACAAUUCCUUUAAACAAUUUAACUGUGCACAUCAAGCCAUGAUGGCUUUAGACUUGUAACUAUUCCCUUUUAAUAACAGUGUGGCUUAUAAUAUUGGCUUUUACCGCUCAGUCAUGGAAGUUAAUCAGAGGAAGUUAUGAAGUAACAUAUUCAUGCAUUCUUUUGUAGGCACAAAGGAGACUGCAUUUAUCUAUGCAGUGACAGCAGCAGGCCUGGUGCACUCUGUGACACGAUCAUGCAGCGCAGGAAACAUGACCGAGUGCUCCUGUGAUACCAACCUGCAGACCGGCGGCUCGGCCAGUGAGGGCUGGCACUGGGGCGGCUGCUCGGAUGAUAUCCACUAUGGAAUGUCGUUCAGCAGAAAGUUCUUGGAUGUGCCUCUCAAGAACAUAACGGGCAAGAAUGGGAGCGGAUUGGCAGCAAUGAACCUGCACAAUAAUGAGGCUGGGAGGCAGGCUGUCGCAAAGCUGAUGUCAGUGGAUUGCCGUUGUCAUGGUGUUUCUGGGUCCUGUGCUGUGAAAACUUGUUGGAAAACAAUGUCCUCCUUUGAAAAGAUUGGCCGUUUUUUAAAGGAUAAGUAUGAAAACAGCAUACAGAUAUCAGACAGACUGAAAAAAAAAUUACGCAGGAAAGAAAAAAGCCAGCGAAAAAUACCAAUCCAGAAGGAAGACCUGCUGUAUGUAAACAAAUCGCCCAAUUACUGUGUAGAAGAUCAUAAAUUGGGGAUCCCUGGAACUCAGGGAAGGGAAUGCAAUCGCACAUCAGAGGGGCCUGAUGGCUGCAACCUCCUCUGCUGUGGGCGCGGAUACAACACUCAUGUUGUCAGACAUGUGGAGAGAUGUGAAUGCAAGUUUGUCUGGUGCUGCUAUGUACGCUGCCGAAGGUGUGAGACCAUGACUGACGUGCAUACCUGCAAGUGAGAUUAAGUACAGAAAGCACAGCCGAAUCAUCUUGCACUGUUUUGUACAGAUAACUGCCACACAGGCAGUAAUUAUUCUUACCAUGUGGGAGUACAGGGGAUCAGCCUCAGGGGGGACGCGUACUGCCAAAUAAAGGGUAGUCUAAACAUUUUGGCUUAUGAAAGAGCAAUUAAGUGAAUAGCAGCCUGCACACACAGCUAGCUAAAACAGUGAAGAAAGAUUUCCGAUGACACAUUUGAAUAUGUAGCUCCAUGACUAGGGAGAGAUCUAAACUUUCCAAGUCUUUAACAACCACAACAUGGUGAAGAUCAAGGUGGUUGGUACGUACAGUGGAGAAAACUCAAGAUCUUGUUAGCCAGAGACUGAAGAGUCAAGAGGGCAUGUAAGACUUGUUAGAUAUAAUCCUUACUUCCAUAUUUUUAAGAGUGGGACUAGAUGGAUCCACUAGAUGGUUCAUUUCUGCAGGCUGAAAAAAAAAAAAAAAGAUGGAAUGUCGUGCUGUUAACCAUGAAGCAUUUGCUUAGCAUCUGCUUCUUGUACAGACAGCCUUCUGCAUAAUGUAAAGAAAAGGAUCUGGUACUCAGAAAUGAGUGUGAACACAGUUGAGCGCUGGCCUGGAUGGAAGUGAUGGUCCAUUCAGGUGGAGCAAACGUUGCCCAGAAAAGAGGGGCUACUGCACAGUUUGGUGAAUAUGAAUGGUAUCCCAAAUAGCAAAUUUUAAAGAUUUUUUUUUAUAGGAUGUCUUUCAAAUGCACAAAGAACAGGUCUGAGGAGAGACAGAAACUUGGUAUCGGAAGGAAAUAAAAUCCCUUGCAGGCAUUUCCUUAGUAUCUGAAUGCACAUUUUGCUAGUCAGCGAACUUUCCCCCCACUACUGGACUGUGUAUAAUAGAAACUGCCGUGUUCAACCAUCUUGAUGGUGAUCACCAUCAUUUUCAUAGUUUCCCUCCACAUGCCAUACAAGAUUCAUCCCAAAGAAAUUUGUCAUUAAGUGAAAGAAAUUUUAAAACAUGAAUUGCUUUCUCUUUCAUAUAAGAGCAGAAGCUAGAACAUUCACUAGAUUGCAUCCCAACUAAUCAUACUUAUAAAAUAAGUUCAAUGCACAAUGUAAUUUAUGGAUUGGCUCACACUACUAAAAUAUUUAAACUGUUAUUGAUAAUAUUUUCUCCUUCCCCCAUGUUGGCUCAAUUUUAUUUUACAUCUAUGAAAUGUUGUUUAUUUUUAUGCAAUGAUUUAAAGCCUGGCUUAAAAAGCAUCACGUGAAAGGAUUUCUGUUGUUUAAUUGUGCAAAGACAUAUUUUUGAUAAGACAAGAAAGUUUAUAUUUUGUAAAUAUUUAAAUUAUGCAAGUUAUGUAAAAGGUUCCCAGAACUAAUGUGAUAAGAUUACAGCCUUUGACAUUUACUAGUUAGAUCUUUGUUACUAUUGUAGCAACAUUUAAUUGAUUUUUAUUGCAUGUGCAGGGGGAAAUUAUUCAGACUAUUACAUAAAUUUUUCUUACCAUCAAGGUGGUUUUAACUAUUGCAACUAAUACACUUACUGUGACACAGUGAUGAGAAACACUUAUCUUAAUUUUCUAAAUGAUCAAUUAAUUAGUAUUCUACAUAUAUUUUCUAUUCUUCUAAAUUUGUUUUACAUACAGUGAAUUUCUGGCUCCAGUGGUCAGUGGCAGAACUCCAGUUGACACUAAGAGAACUAGGGUUGCAUCCAUGCACACGCUCCAUGCUGGCAGUCAGUUUUUAGAAAGAAACCAGCUUAGACAUUUUGGUUAAUGUUUUCAAAGUUACUUGGAGGAAUACAUUUCCUAAUUUUCAUUAAUUUCCCCAUGAAAGAUGGUGAUCCUGUGUCAAUCUUCAUUACAAGUUUAGGUUGGGAAGAAUCAAACAAAAACUUCUGUGUUUUCUGUACUCUGCUGUCUUAUGUGGAGUAUCUUAGGAACACCAAUUCAGUGAGCAAGAAGUCCUUUACCUGUCGGUUCCUUUUUGGACCAUUCCUCCACAUUUGGCCAAUCUGUCUCUGUUGACCAAGCAAGAUGAAUAUUCUCAGGCCACGGCAUGUGCCAUCUCUGGGAAAGAUGCUUAUCAUCCCAGUAGCUACCACAGGAGGAGUCUGUAACCUCCCUGUGAAAGCCUGAGUGGUAAGAACAUCUUCUGGUAGAAGUCCGCAAAGGGAGAGAGCUCUGAGCCCCAGGGUGUUCCCACCUUUGAGCAAUGAGAAUGAACCCGCAGUCUCCACAGGCUGUGCCAAAGUACCUGGCACCUGAGGCUGAGCCCUCUGUUGUCAGAGGGAUACGCAGAGGAUUGUGGGCUCAGGCUUUGCAGAGUCAGCAUGGGUUGGGAUGGGCUACUGGUCACAGCAGAUUUGAAGGUAUUGUAGAGACUCCCUCUCCCCAACACAGGGGCUGACAAGGAAGAGGCUAUUGACUUUGGAGGCGUAGCAUUGUAAUACUCUUAUAUAGGUUUGAAACUUUCUAGGAGCAAGAUACAUCUUUUCUCUUUAAAAAUAGCUACAUCUCGCUUGCUUAUCUGAGAUAAGCCAUUAGAUAGCGAGAUUAGAAAAAUAUAGAAAGAAAUUCACCGUUUGCGUGGGGGAAUGGUCUUAUCUCAGUCCGGUUCCUUCACCCUGUCCUUGUAUGUAUGGAGCAGCAGUUUGUGAAAAGUAGCAAACCUAUGAAAAAAAUGCCACAACUUUACUUUUUGAAGAAAGGAUAAUUGUAACCUCUUCUUAAAGUGAAAAUGAUAUCUGCCUAUUUGAAAACAGAAAUGAGUGCAAAUUGGUUGUGUAAGUUGUAUCGAGUAAAGUGCUGACAUACUCAGAGGAGUUACUGCAUUACAGUUGGUCGUUUUGAUCUACGUGCUAUUCCGUGCAUGCAUCAGUAACUAAAGAACAGCAUCUUUUUCUUGCCUGUUGGAGGCUGCUCGUCAAAGGAUGUGUGUUAAAUGGAGAACGCCUCCAUUGCUAUCAAAAUGUCUCUGUUCUGGGCAGCACUUUUCGGUGAAUGACAAGUAUGUGAAACGCGUAAAGUAAACAGCAACAAUUAGGACUAUUCAUUCAAAGGAAACAAUUUCUGAAUGAGCUGAGAUGCUUGACUUCAUUGAAGGAUGAACUUUCAUGAGAUAGCAAACUUGAUUUUAGGGAAGUUCAUCAUAGACCAAAAUUGUCAUGGCUAUGUCAUGUAAAGUGCUGAAACAGUACCAACUCAGUCCGGUGGCUAAAGUUUGUUAAAAAAAAACAGGUAGAAGGAUCAUUCCACUGGGGCAAACUUUGUGCCAAAUGAGGCAUUUUCUGUCUGAGCCCCUCUAACUUAACAUAUGUCAGGUGUCACUUGCCCUCUUGUCUAUAAGGAUAAAGCCAUUUUGAAAUAUGUUGAAGUAUGAGGAUGAAAUAAACACUACUUUUGUUCUGGAUAACCUGCAAAAAUCAUAAUUGUGAAUCCUUUCCUGACUGUACCCAGUUUGUCCUGCCGGCCAAUCUGGAAUGCCCCAGCUCAGUUACAGUGAACAUGGAACCAUGAUUUUAUUGUACAUUUCAGGCAUG